AGCGCAGAAGUGUUUCUAUAGGUAGAGACAACCCAAAUAUUGCUUUUCCCCAAAAUGUCUGUAUAGUUCACAAUUAUCGAUUUUUGUGUAUAAUCAGUGUAUAAAAGUGCGCUACUGGUGGUGAAAAGUGGUACUAUACACCUCAUGAAUAAUUCACACAGCGGAGCUUCUGAUUGGCUGUACUAUACACCUCAUGAAUAAUUCACACAGCGGAGCUUCUGAUUGGCUGACAACCCUCCCCUCAGCAUCGGAUCAACUCUCACCCACUCGGUUCACACUGACUUGGAGGAAGAGACAUGUGCAGGAGAUGGCAACUCUAAGGUCCCGGAGGAGAGUGGUAAAACCCAUCAAUGAGGCGAAGUAUUUCUCGUCCUUGUCGAAAGAUACAAAGAUUUCAACUGAAGCAGCUCCUCCAGUUCCUAAUGCAGCAGGAACAGAGAGUGAUGUCAACAACACUGAACAGUUGACUCCAGACACUGAGCAGCAACAAACUUCUUUGGCCAAUCUUGCAUUAGAGGAUUCAACAGAGAAGAUUUCAACUGAAGCAGCUCCUCCAGUUCCUAAUGCAGCAGGAACAGAGAGUGAUGUCAACAACACUGAACAGUUGACUCCAGACACUGAGCAGCAACAAACUUCUUUGGCCAAUCUUGCAUUAGAGGAUUCAACAGAGAAGAUUUCAACUGAAGCAGCUCCUCCAGUUCCUAAUGCAGCAGGAACAGAGAGUGAUGUCAACAACACUGAACAGUUGACUCCAGACACUGAGCAGCAACAAACUUCUUUGGCCAAUCUUGCAUUAGAGGAUUCAACAGAGAAGAUUUCAACUGAAGCAGCUCCUCCAGUUCCUAAUGCAGCAGGAACAGAGAGUGAUGUCAACAACACUGAACAGAAGAGAGCAAGGCGACCUGUUGAGACCACUCCAGGCGCCUCAGAUGAUGGUGACUCUGCCCUGGAAGGCACGUCUCAAGCAUUACACAAAAACACUGAUGGGAAGGAGAGAGUGCACAGCAGGAGGGAAGUGCGCACACAUUCAGGAAAGAAGAGAGCAAGGCGACCUGUUGAGACCACUCCAGGCGCCUCAGAUGAUGUUGACUCUGCCCUGGAAGGCACACGGCCCCUUGCGUGGGAAAAGGAUCCCAGGAGAAAACAAAAACGGCCGUGGUCACCAACGGAGAUUGCUGCAGUAAUGCGGCAUUUCAGGGUCCACAUAGCCAAAGGGAGUCUAGCCACAAUAAAAGAGUGCAAACUGUGCAAGAUUGCUGAGCAUCCUGCUCUAGCUAAACGAUCUGAACAAAAUUUAAGAGAUUUUGUAAGGAAUCGGGGUAUUGUUGCAAAGAAGUCAUUCAAAGACAUUCGCCCAGUGUUUUAA
Molecule: messenger RNA, 1366 nt
Organism: Alosa sapidissima (American shad)
Lineage: Eukaryota; Metazoa; Chordata; Actinopteri; Clupeiformes; Clupeidae
Exons: 14
Coding region: 194-1366 (390 amino acids)
Source: RefSeq, a predicted model, not a curated record